AAAGCGCCCCCACUCCUGGCUGACGUUUUGCAAAACAACCGAAGCUGUCAGGCGGGGGCCAGCUUUUCCAACAACUAUCGUUCCUCCCCCACCCUGCGCCGAAGGGUAGUUGCGCGAGAGGGUGGCAAAUUAAGGGUGGAAAGCCCCCGCGAAAUGUCAUCGAGUGCAGAAAAAAGGAUAAUGCGAGGGCUGCAAACAGAACACUGAAUCGCACUGGAAAGGAUACGGCGCGCGUCUGUGUGUGUGUGAGUGUGUGUGCUUGGCUCGUACCUGGAGGAAAAAGGAUCUCGCUAGCAAAAGGAGGCCACGCCAUCUCCGAGCUCUGAUUAUGAAACUAGGUCCCUGUCCUGGGGACGUGCGAGCAGCGUAAACACAGUGGAGCACAGUGGCGCUGACGCGUGAUUGGGGGAACGCAACGGGCAAGCUCUGGCUCUCAUCGAUUGGUGGCAACGACGUCGACGGUGGUGGCGCUGGUGGCUCGCACUGCCACGGAUCGGUCUGAUGGGCAUGAACAAGGCGCUGCUGGUGUUUAUCGUGGCCAGCGGCUUUCUGCUGUUCAUCUACGCGAACAGUAGCGUCUUCAAUCGGCACCUGGUGCAGAAGGAUGUGCCGGAGCGGUUGGCGGCGGCGGCCGCCCUAGUGCACCGGAACCAGCACCCGCACCAUCAUCAGCACCAUGAGGGCAAGCACCGGAACGGCACGGCGGCAGUCGGGGAGGAUGGUACCGGUGACGCAUCGCAGUCGGCGGCGGCGGCAGCCAGCAAGCUGAAGCGCGUCAAGUACGUCUCGAAGGGCACGAACGAUACCGAGUAUAACAUCUUCCUGAUCUACACGAAGGAAAGCCAAAACAUGAUCCUGCACAGCCAGCUGGAGCUGUUCCUGCGCAGCCUGCUCAAGUACAGCACGAUCGAGCUGCACCUGCACGUGAUCACGGACGAGCAGAGCGAGCGGUCGGCGGAGGAGCUGAUCAAGCAGCAGAUCGAACGAUUUCACCGCACCGCAUUCUACACGCUGUACGACGUGCGGGACUGUGCGGAGAAAAUCAGCGACAUCGUGCAUGGCAUGAUGCCACUGUUCAACUACCGGUCCGGCAGCUACUACAGCGAUGCCUUAUUUCUGCUGUCGCUUGGGCUGCACCGGAUCGUCGAUCGGAACAUGCGCCGGGCGAUCCUGAUCGACUGUGACGUCGUGUUCCGGGCGUCUGUCAAGGAGCUGUUCGAUCAGUUCGACCAGUUCGCACCGGACCAGCUGUUUGGGUUGGCGCCCGAGCUGACGCCCGUCUAUCGGCACGUGCUGUCCCGGUACCGGAUGAACAAUCCGCAAACCAGCUUCGGCAGCCCGUACUACCUGGACAAGGUGCCAGCGGCAACGGACAUACAACCGUUGGGGAAAGAUGUGCCGCGAGGCAAGAAAGCGCCCGCAUCCGAACCCCGACACCAUGGCUAUCCGGGGCUGAAUUCGGGCGUCGUUAUGCUGCACCUGGAUCGAAUUCGACGGUCGCGAAUUUACGAGGAAAUCAUCAAGGAGUCCACCGUGAAAAACAUGGCAGAGAAGUACUCCUUCCAGGGCCAUCUGGGCGAUCAGGACUUUUACACACUGAUGGGGUUCGAGUUUCCCGGGCUAAUCUAUCGGCUGGAUUGCGUCUGGAACCGGCAGCUCUGCACGUGGUGGCGGGAGCAUGGAUACAGCGACAUCUUCGACAGUUACUUCCACUGCGAAGGGACGGUGAAGAUCUACCAUGGCAACUGCAACACGCGGGCCCCGGAGUAGGCUGCGCCGAAUCACUCUCAAUCUCUCUAUCUCUCUCUAUCUCUAUUCGAGUCCUCCGAUUGUAUGUGUUCGUACAUUCCAGUACCCAGUGUCCAUCGGUUUAGUUUGUUUUUAAACAUUCCAUACUAGCGUUUGUUUCCUUGGCCAUAUUUAGCGUGUAAGGUGUAGUGUAGAAUGAGUUAUACCGAUCUCAGUGCGGAACCACGUGUCUGUUUCAUUCACGCCUCCAGGGUACGACACAUACGGACGUACCUUGCGGUGGCCGUUGGCGGAUGAAGUGCAUUUUUCUGUUGUUCUGUCCUAAACUAGUACCUUUGUUUUAACGAGCUCUUCCAUAACGCGUCUCGACCGGUCGUUCAACGAUAUGGGUAUGUCCGGCCAAUUGUCCAGUUGGAAGAUGAGUUUUUAAGAAAAACUACACCUGUCCUAACUUUCUCCCCCCGUCCCGUGCAAUAAUUACUGUGUUGUGUGACAUUGUGUUUUAAGAAAAGUUAUGCUAGUUUCUAGUUACAAAGAGCGAUUUUUUAAUUUGUUGCAAACUUCCUUACUAUUAGCUUGUAAUAUUAGUGCGCGGCUAGUAUACAUUUAUAGCAAGUAGCAACGGUGCGUGCGUGGAGCGCCUGCGAGGGAAUUGAGCGUCUUGGUUUUAACUAUUCAAAACCUUGCAUUUUGAGAGGGGUGAACGAAAAAAAUAAGAAAUCAAAUUAGGUUAGGGUCGUACGAAAAGGAUUUGAAGAACCACUGCAACUAAACAAACGAAAAAACAACCCACGUUACUAACGAAAAACCGAAAUCUCUACGUACCGUUUACUUAUUAUCACGAAACACGAUAGUAGCAAUCGAACAAAAAAUCGCGAAUAUAGGAGCAAAUGGGGGCCAACAGUGUCCAUACAAGAUCCACUUUACAUCCAGCCUACUCCGCUGCUGGACGAUACAAUCGUCUUUGCGCGCGUGCAACCAAUAGUACACACACACAGACACAUGUGAAUUGAUCAUGUUGUUUGAUGGAGAGGAGUGAAAGGCGUAAAAUAAUAAAAACAAACAGUUUUCCCUUUUUGA
This is a messenger RNA of Anopheles arabiensis, 2829 nucleotides long. Its product is annotated as xyloside xylosyltransferase 1. Lineage: Eukaryota; Metazoa; Arthropoda; Insecta; Diptera; Culicidae. Bases 502 to 1770 code for a protein of 422 amino acids. The record is from RefSeq and is a predicted model, not a curated record. The transcript is spliced from 2 exons. Gene Ontology annotation, molecular function: UDP-xylosyltransferase activity.